AUGGCCACACAAGUCGACUACCCUCCUUCAUCUUCCCGCCAAGGCGGUUCCCAUGCAACGAUUGACACCAGAUUACCCACGGAUAAGAAAGGAAAGGCCGUAGCCAAGACUAAGGAAACCGAUGCGACGGUAGGAAACGAGCCCAGCGGCAUCGAGGGGACACGAAAGGACAAGCUUGUUCAAAAAGAAGUAGACGCUGAAGGCGAUCGUAACAACGAUGUUCGAUCAGUCUCGCGUCGUGACAAUGCUUCUUCUUAUUACUCACAAGAUGAGGAGGAUUCUUUUGCAAGCUCGGGAGACUCUAAUUCUGAAGCUGAUCCUAACGAGGACGAAUCAUCAAUCCAGGCGAGGAAGGAAGCAAAACGAAUCAGGAAGGCUGAGCUCUAUAAAAACCCCGAGGCGAAAAAGGAGCAUAGAGCUAAGACAAAAGCACGCAGAGAUGCGAAGGAUCAACAAAGAAAGGUACAAAUCGAGAAUGAAGGGAUGCGCGGUUACACUGAGGCACGCAAGGCACGCAAGCCACCGCCUCCACUCCCGGCAGAAGUACAGAAGGUCUGGAAGGGUCUGUAUCCUAUGGUGAAAUCCUGGUGGCUAAGGGACAGGAACAGUGAAAGGAUUCCUGAUAGUCACCAGAAGGCAUUCAAUCAGGCUAAUGGGAAGAUUAGAAAGUACAUCGAAGGCGUCAUAUCGUCACCUGGACAAAAGAAAGCCGCUGAGCUCUUCAUGGCUCAGUGGCCUAAGAAGAAACAACGUGAGAGGCGAGCUUUUGUCGCUCAGAAUCCCCAGGCUUCAAACGAGGCUAUCGAAAACGAGUUGGUGGAUAUUGAGAACAGGUUUCGAGUGGAGCUCGGGCUAGAGAAAUGUACCAGACAGGAGAUGAUCAACAAGUAUGAGUUUCCUGCACAGCGACUCUACAACUCUAUUUCUGAGCUCAACAAGCAUCUUCGACGGGCCAAUCAAUUGGAGUCGAAGGAGCAAUUAGAAAAGAAGCGCACCGAGGCUUUCGAGCAGAUAGAGUCGACCAAAGAUCGAAGGCAAAAGGCCCGAUUGGACCUAAAGGUAGUCGAGCUUGAAGAGGAUAUGGAAUCAAACGAGCGCCAGAUUGAAGACUUCCUUCGUGGGGCUUUGAUCUUCAUGGAGGAGACGUCGAACGGCAUGGGCAUCAAUUCAGUUGAUAUCAUGUCUACUGAAGCACGUGAGAGGUUCGAGAGCUUUAUCAAAACUUCAGAUCAGCACGAAGAGCUUUAUAAGAAGCUAAGUGCCCAGAUCGAGCGACCAACAUUGGAGCAAAAUGUCGCAUGGGAACUAGCAUCCCGCUCCGUAUACGAUCUUGUUACUAUCGUGCGCGAUGAUUCCGUCCAAUCGGACGACCACCUAAAAGCUGUGAACAAGCACCUGACCACGAUCAAGAGACACAACAAGAGUUUGCAGGACUCUAAUAAAGCGAAUGGCAUCGGUGUAGACAUAAAUUGUAUGCCCAUGGCAAUCUUAGAGGAGAUGGUGGACCAAUGGAAGAAAGAAGAUCGAGACCAGGUGCUAGCAGAGAUCGAGAACUUGCUGAAGCAACUUGCAAGUGAAGAGCCAGCAAAAGACACUUUGAUAGCACUCGAGACGAACGAAGCACCUGACAAUGUGCCUGAUCCUGUUCUCGAGACAGAUGAAGCACCUGGUGAUACUCCUGCUCCUGAAUCUACCUCAAGGACCCGGACUCAGUCUCCUAUACAGAAAUCUUCUCUUGGCCAGUUGACAGACGAGAAUCUGCUCGAUCUGGACAUAGAUUCGAUGUCACUAGAUAACGACCGCGUUGAGCCUUUCGCAUACGGGAAUGGUGAAACGGAAUACGGACCGUUGGUAGCAACUCGCGCUUCAAUUUCCGAUAACCCCAGAUUCCAUCGCUUUAUCAUCAACGCUGGUAUAGGAGAAGAGAAAUGGGAGUACUUCAGGGUAAUCAAGGGAAGUGACCUAGGUCCAGGAGGUGCUGAGUAUGCCGCAAGACAAAGGAUCGGUCCCUGUGUCGUCAUGCCACGCGCAGAAGGCUAUGUUAGUCACGCCGGCGCAAAGCAGCGUCAGCCUGAUACUUAUGUCCGCGUUGCGUAUAAGGGGAUUACACAGGCCGAUUGGCUAAGCAAAACAGAGUUCAUCCAACUCGCUGGGAAAAAGUAUGCAGAAAAGCACUUAGCGAUCAUGAUCCCAGCCUACCACAAACGACAGCAGUACUUCGAGGCGUGCAAGGCACAAAGAAGGCAUCCUAAGACAAAGCUCCCUUUGACUUCGGAGGACUUUGAAAGCCACCCAUGGCUGUUUCCAGAUGAUGAGAGGAUGAUCAAGCGGCCCGAAGAGAAUGAUCCUAUGGAGGUUGACGACGACGACGAAUCUGUGAUUGAAAAUGUCAAGGUCAACGUAGGAGAUAUGCCGGAUGUAGAGUCGCGUGAUCCAUUUAAGAAGAAGAGAGCUGCUCUUCCACUGAGCGGCUCAGCAGGUUCAGAAUACUAG
This is a messenger RNA of Alternaria atra, 2493 nucleotides long. RefSeq lists its product as uncharacterized. Lineage: Eukaryota; Fungi; Ascomycota; Dothideomycetes; Pleosporales; Pleosporaceae. The coding region runs from base 1 to 2493 and encodes 830 amino acids. The record is from RefSeq and is a predicted model, not a curated record. The transcript is spliced from 2 exons.